AGGAAGACUGUACCCGUCCCUUUAAGAUCGAUUCCUGUCCUCUUUGGAGAAAAAUACCCGGUCACAAACAUUUUCGGGAUUUUCCCACUUUAUCCCGUCUUAUUUCCUGAUCAGUUAAUAACUAUACUAAGUAUCCUCCGCAUAAGCACAUAUUCACAACCGAUUGGCGCUGGGUGGGCGGGGCAGACGUCCGUCUGGAGGACACGGUGUCAAAACCAAGAUCACCUAACAAUUAGCCCAAUGGGGUGUCAGGACCUUAGAGACCUGGGCUGUUCCCAGGGCUUGAACACGAGAUAACUAACACCCACUGAAGUGGCCUGACAAGCAUCGUGUCCUGCCCGGAUGUUUGUUUGUUCUAAGAGAGAGGGGGGAAGGAAGGGAGACAGGGAGAGACGCGAUGUGAGAGAGAAACAUGAUCGUUGCCUCUCCUAGCCGCCAGGGUUGAGAAGCAGUCUCCGCUUGGCCUGUUACCCUGCAGUCAGCCUGCAUCGCUCAUUUAUCAUCACCCGUCUGCCUCCGGAGAUUUAGAGAUUCCAGUUGACAUCAAGUACUUUGCCUGUAAGGAGUAGAGCAGCUCUUAUCAACAGCAGUGACCGAACCUGUGUUUUGGAAGAGGACUGAUGGCUUUGAGCCCAGGUUGGAGAGCAUUUGCGCUGCUUCCAGGGACCCACUGUGGUGUCUUUCGGAAGGCCCCGAGAAGCAGUUGUCUUUCCUCAUUUCCUUGGGGCCACUGCCCCUGGAGAGGCACGGGAAGCUCUUUGGACCCCGAGAUGAAAGCGUUCCUGGAGGAGAACACUGAAGUCACCAGCAGUGGCAGUCUCACUCCCGAAAUCCGGUUGCGGCUUUUGACCCCCAGAUGCAAGUUCUGGUGGGAAAGAGCUGACCUGUGGCCCCACAGCGAUCCCUACUGGGCAAUCUACUGGCCAGGAGGCCAAGCCCUAUCUAGGUAUCUUUUGGAUAAUCCUGAUGUUGUCAGAGGAAAAUCUGUGUUAGAUCUUGGGAGUGGAUGUGGAGCUACAGCUAUCGCUGCCAAGAUGAGUAGGGCAUGCAGGAUCCUGGCCAAUGACAUAGACCCUAUUGCAGGAGUGGCUAUCACACUAAAUUGUGAAUUGAACCAACUGAAUCCUUUCCCCAUUUUAACCAAAAAUGUUUUGGAUUUGGAACAAGAUAAGUGGGACCUUAUUGUGCUUGGAGAUAUGUUUUAUGAUGAAGACCUUGCAGACAGUCUUCACCGAUGGCUGAAGGGCUGCUUUUGGACCCACAGAACUCAAGUACUGAUUGGUGACCCUGGCCGACCCCAGUUCAGAGGACACAGCAUUCAGCAUCAGCUGCACAAGGUAGUGGAAUAUUCCCUUCCAGAAGCUACGAGGCAGGAAAACAAUGGACUGACAACAAGCACAGUGUGGGAAUUCCAGCCCUGAGUUGUCCAACUGCUUCCAAGUACGGAUGUAGCUAUGUUUGGGCUUAACCCUAAAAGACUCUCCAGUUUGAAGAAUGCAGUUCCUAUUAAAUGGCAAAUGUUUCCAAAAUAUGAAGGUUUCAAGUUUUGUCAUGUAACUAGUUCUGCAUUAUGCCAAAUAUAUAAAUCUGUAUCUGGAAUUUCUUUCUCGUUUUACUGCUCUAGGAAUAUAAUUAUAGAAGGCAAUAUGCAACUGGCAGCAACAUGUAAUUUAAGUUGUGGAGAGAAUUUGAUAUUGUAGCAGAGUCUGUUUCUGGAGUUAAGGCAAAACUAUAUGAUGUGUUAUUUAAUUAAACAAACAAAAUGCAAAAUAUAGAAGAAUAUAUUAUUUAGUACAUAAUAGGGACUAAAUCUGACAACCAUGGAUAAAAAAAUAUGUUAAAAUUUCCUGCCUACUCUGUACUGACAACUUAUGCCUCUUAGAAAUUGGAUAUGCCCCUGCUACAUGUCUCAGAUUUUGAGGAUCCUAUGUAUCAAUAAAAAACACUGUGAUGUAAGUGAGAAACAACGUGAAGAAGAAUGCGUGUAGUAUUCCGCUCUGUAAAAAAGAUGUACGUAUAUAUUGAGGAAAAGAAUGAAGAUAGGGAAAAUACAAAAUGGAGUCACUUUAACCAAGCUGCUAAAUUAUUAACAUUAUAAAGUUUGAGGCAUAAGGAAAUGUGUUUUUUUUUUCUUGUCUUAACAUCCCUGGGAACUUAAACUUUUGAACUUUCCAGGCCCAUGUCAAUGUCCAGACAUUUAUUUACCUUUGAAUAACCAUCUGACUACCCCCUAAAGGACUCGGGAUGUGCCCAGGCCGCCUGGUGCCCAUCCUCCAGACCCCCUGGCAUCCAUCAUCCAGACCUCUGACAUUGGCUGGUAACCACCCCAGACCAAUCCUACGGCUGAGAAUGCAGGGCUGAUGAUUCUCAAGGACAUGGCUUUUACUAUAAGAACGCUUAACUCUUCUUUGGAAUACUUCUGAAGGUUUUUGCCUAGCUGUAUUUCCAGUUUGCAGACUCUAAGACCCUUGAAUAAAUUUUUGUCAUUUUUU
This is a messenger RNA of Phyllostomus discolor (pale spear-nosed bat), 2492 nucleotides long. RefSeq names its product electron transfer flavoprotein subunit beta lysine methyltransferase (gene ETFBKMT). Gene Ontology annotation, biological process: peptidyl-lysine trimethylation. NCBI's taxonomy places the organism in Eukaryota, Metazoa, Chordata, Mammalia, Chiroptera, Phyllostomidae. Gene Ontology annotation, molecular function: protein-lysine N-methyltransferase activity. Bases 621 to 1421 code for a protein of 266 amino acids. The record is from RefSeq and is a predicted model, not a curated record. The transcript is spliced from 4 exons. Gene Ontology annotation, cellular component: mitochondrial matrix.